AUGUUUGAACCAACGAAGCCAGUUGCGCACACCGGCGAGCCGGACAAGCCCAGUGUCGUUGUCACGGACACUGAGGUCGCCAUCGAGGACGACGCAACCUCCAUCCUGACACGCUAUAUACCACAGAAAAGCAUCCAGAACGCAAGGCCCGCGGCUGUAAACUCAUGUAUCAACGAGAUAUUUGAAGCCCGUUUCCGGGAGCGCCCCGACGCCCCCGCCGUCUGCGCCUGGGAUGGAAGCUACACGUACCGUGAGCUGGACGACCAAUCCUCCGCUCUCGCCCACAAGCUCCGCCACCAGGGCGUGAAGGCAGAGGUAUUGGUGGCCCUUCUCUUCGAGAAAUCCAAGUUCAGUGUCGUCGCGAUGCAUGCUGUGGUCAAGGCCGGCGGUGCGUUUUUACUGUGGGACCCUAGCUUACCCGUGGCUCGCUUGCGAGGGAUGUUUGCCGAAUCGGGAGCGCGAUUCGUACUUGCGUCCGCAGCAUAUGCCCAGAUGGCAUCUGAAAUCAGUGAGGAUUUCAGUGUAGUGGACGAUGCGCACAUUCCUCCCUAUAACGCAUCUCUGCUGCCACCCGGAACCCAACCGGAAAAUGCGCUGUGCUCCGUCUUCACCUCCGGCUCGACGGGCAAACCCAAAGGGUUUCUGAUGGAUCACCGAGCUUUGUGCACCUGCGCACUUGGCUUCGGGGAGUUACUGGGGUUGGAUGGAGCCUCGCGGCUUAUUCAGUUCUCUUCGAACACCUUUGAUCUUGCGACGUUUGAGCAUCUCCUCCCGUUCCUUUUCGGUGCCUGUCUUUGCAUCGCAUCCGAGGAAGAGAGAAAAGGCGACCUCAAUCGCGCCCUGUGCAAGUACCGUAUUACCCAUGCAAUACUUACGCCCACUGUGACUCGUCUCCUUGAGCCUCAACACUUGACAGCCCUGCGGGUGCUAGUGAUGGUCGGUGAGGCGGCUGGCAGGGAGGAUAUCCGGCGUUGGGCCUCUAGUGUCAAGCUUCUCAACGGUUAUAGCCCUGCAGAAGCCGGAUGCAUCACCAUCGUCAACCCAGUCUUGCAGGAGAACCAUCCAAACAAGAUCGGAUUCCCCAUUGCCGUAGUCCCCUGGGUUGUGGACCCGGAUGACCACAACCGACUAGUGCCGGCGGGAGAAGUAGGAGAGCUGGUGAUCCAGGGACACACGCUGGCACGAGGAUACUUUGGCCGUCCGGACGAGAGUAAAUCGGCCUUUAUCCAGGCGCCUCCAUGGGUGCAUCAGUUCGGCUGCGAGUCCUACGGACGUCUGUACAGGACGGGGGACCUUGUCCGAUUUGAUACCGAUGACGGGUCCCUGCUCAUUAUCGGCCGCAAGGACUCCCAGGUGAAGAUUCACGGCCAGCGACUGGAGCUGGGUGAGAUUGAACAUGCGCUGCAACAAUUCUUCCCUCCACCACAGGUAGUUGUUGUCGAGUUGUUGAUGGUCGAGAAUAGAGAGCCGGCCUUGGUAGGGUUUGUGUGCCAGCCUGGAAACCCCAAGGAUAUCCCGGCCGGGCAGCAGAGUAAAGAGGAUAGACUCUUCCUGGUGCCUGAUGACCAAUUUUGCGCCGAUGCCCAGACAGCUCUGGCAUCGACGCGGGAUAUAUUGCCCUCGUACAUGGUCCCAUCCGAUCUGCUACUGAUCUCUCAUCUACCAAUGGUACCGUCCGGAAAGACCGACCGUCGAUGGAUCCGCAUGCGCGCGGUGGAUCUGGCGCCCGAUGAGAGGAGACAGUACAGCAGUGUGCUAGGGAAAUCCCGGGAUCGACCAGUUAACCAGCUUGAAGAGUCUCUGCUUGGACUCUGGGCUACCAGCCUCAAGCUCGCUCCUUCGCAGAUAGGAGUCAUGGAUAAUUUCUUCCACCUCGGCGGAGGCUCACUGGAGGCCAUUCACCUCGCGGCUGAGGCACGAAACAUAGGGUUUCCUGAACUAUCCUCGGCGACUGUGUUCAAGUGUCCCACCAUUCGGAAGAUGGCAGGCAUGUUGGAGGCGACGGUGGUGUCUGCCCAACAGCCAGACGCCCCAAUCUCCUCUUCAUUCCAGCUGGAGUCGUCACUGGUUGCUGAACUGCUACGGAAAUCUCAACGCGGCCUCGAGGACUUGCAAGAUGGGCUCCUACCUGUCACUCCUUUCCAAGAGAAAUCUGCGAGACUGAAACCAAUGCACCUGUUGAUCGACAUCCCCGGCAUCAAUCACUCGCGCCUGGAGGCGGCCUGGGCGCUCGUCCUAGAGACACAUAUCACUCUCCGAUCCAUGUACGUGGCGCACGAAGACCGUGUCUACCAGGCUUUUCUCCGCCGACAGGACACGGUGUCUAUCCCCAUCAAGCGGUGCGAAGAACCAGUACAUGAAUUCGCGGCAAAGUUCUGCGACCAAGAUGUUGAUCCAGUUCUGAAUGGCCAACCCUGGUGGAGCAUGACCAGAAUCGACAACAAGACGGACAGUGUUCUCGUCCUCCGAAUGACCCAUGCACAGAUGGAUGCUCUGACGCUAGACGUCCUCUUUAAAGACUUCAUGGCUGCCUUUGAGGGUCGUGAACUCUCGCAGCGAGAUGUGGAAUUUCCUGAUUACAUGCAGUCGCGUCUGAGACACAAUGCGUCGCCUGCAACCAUCGAAUUCUGGUCGAAGUUCUUGCACGGCUCCCAUAUCACCCGGCCCAUGCUCCUAGAUCCUUCCUCGGAUGUCCAUCCAGAAAACGAGGCCAUGGUCUUCGUGUCUAAACAGGUUCCGAUGGUGACGCCUCCUCUCGGGAUCACCGUGGCGUCUGUAUUCCGGGCUGCCUGGGCCUUCGUGCUCUCCCGCUAUGCCGAGCAGGAAGACAUUGUCUUUGGCGAGUUUGUCGAAGGUCGCAGCUUACUGUUGAACGGUGUGGAGAAGAUCACUGGCUGCAUGGCCGCAGAGACUCCCAUGCGCAUCUCCAUCACGCCUCGAGCAUCGGUCCGCGACCUCCUCCGUCAUUCCCAGGAGCAAUACGUCGCGCGGAUUCCAUACGAGACCUGCGAGCUGGAGGACAUCAUCCCACACACCUCCUGGCCCAGCGGCACAGAGUUUAGCCAUAUCCUGGUCAUCGAGAAAACGCAAUUGGUUCCUCCUCUUGUUCUAGAUGGGCGCCCGUGCCAGCACAAGUGGGCCUUCCACGGGCGACUGGAGGACGUCCACGUCCAAUUGAUUCCGGGUGCGGAUACUUUGCACGUUGGAAUGUCUGGUCCGGAGAUCCGGCUGUCCAAGAGAAUAGCCACCGAACUGGUUGAGAAGCUGGCGGCGACAAUAAGGCAGUUCAAUGACCGGCCUGAAGCCUUGUUAGAUGAGAUUCAAUGUGAGACGGGGACCGAAAUUGUUUUGUAG
Aspergillus thermomutatus is the source of this 3354-nucleotide messenger RNA. It is a transcript of the gene nrps11, whose product is annotated as nonribosomal peptide synthetase fmqC. The transcript has a single exon. Gene Ontology annotation, molecular function: catalytic activity; phosphopantetheine binding. Bases 1 to 3354 code for a protein of 1117 amino acids. NCBI's taxonomy places the organism in Eukaryota, Fungi, Ascomycota, Eurotiomycetes, Eurotiales, Aspergillaceae. Gene Ontology annotation, biological process: secondary metabolite biosynthetic process; amino acid activation for nonribosomal peptide biosynthetic process. Gene Ontology annotation, cellular component: cytoplasm. The record is from RefSeq and is a predicted model, not a curated record.